Molecule: messenger RNA, 3952 nt
Organism: Doryrhamphus excisus (bluestripe pipefish)
Lineage: Eukaryota; Metazoa; Chordata; Actinopteri; Syngnathiformes; Syngnathidae
Gene: lig3
Product: ligase III, DNA, ATP-dependent
Biological process (GO): DNA biosynthetic process; lagging strand elongation; DNA recombination
Cellular component (GO): DNA ligase III-XRCC1 complex; nucleus
Molecular function (GO): DNA binding; DNA ligase (ATP) activity; zinc ion binding
Source: RefSeq, a predicted model, not a curated record
AUGAUUUCAAACCGGAAGUCACCAUAACACGACUGCAAUCGAAGCUGACUUGACGCUGCCAAUGCUGCUACAACAAUGACACGAAGCCACGAUUUAAGCAGCCUCACAGCAUUUUGCCAAGCAUUUGUAAGGUUGUAAUCUGACUUGUUGAUGCAGCGGUCGCUCAUCGUAUUAGUGAAGCAGACCCUCAGGCUACGACCUCUGACCCCUCAUCUCUUCAGAGUCUCUGCAUAUCUCAUAUCUGCUAACACCCGGGCAGUCCAUUGUCAUAUCUGGCCACAGCUGCGUUCGUGCAGACACGGAGGCCCUCGUACCGACCACCUGCUUCUUUCACGUCGGCGCCUCUCCCUGCCCGUCAUGUCGGAGCAGCGCUUCCUGGUGGAGUACGCCAAGCGUGGCACAGCGGGAUGCAAGAAGUGCAAGGACAAGAUCGCCAAGGGCAUCGUGCGCAUCGGCAAGAUUGUGCCCAACCCUUUCAGCGAGUCUGCGGGUGAGAUGAAGGAAUGGUACCAUGUCAAGUGCAUGUUUGAGAAGCUGGAGCGCGCCCGGGCCACCACCAAGAAGAUUGAGGACAUCACCGACCUGGAAGGCUGGGAGGAGCUGCAGGAUGAGGACAAGGAACUCAUCAAUAAGCAUGUCUCAGACUUGAUGGCCAAAGUCAACUCCAGUCCAAAGAAGAAGGUGCAGGCCAAGUUAAACACAUCAGGCACACUCAAGUCACCUCCUGUGGCAGACCCGUCGGUAAACGCACCGCGAAAGUUCUCAGGUUUCACUGCUGCGAAGGCGGGCACUUCAGGCGGGCUGUCAUCCUCCUCCUCGACUUCCUCCCCUUCCUCUUUCUCGUCCCCGCCUGCCAAAGCCAGCCAAGGCAGUGCCCUGGCCACGCAGCUCUGCGACCCCCAGCACAAGGACUGCCUCUUUAGAGAGUUCCGGAAGCUGUGCGCCACGGUGGCCGAGAACAACAGCUACAACGUAAAGACGCAGAUUAUCGAGAAAUUCCUGCGUAAGGGCACAGGCGGAGAUAAGUUCCAUGGAGAUUUGUACCUGACGGUCAAACUGCUGCUGCCCGGCGUCAUCAAAAGUGUGUAUAACCUCAACGACAAGCAGAUUGUCAAACUCUUCAGUCGUAUCUUCAGAUGCAACCAGGACGACAUGGUGCGGGACCUGGAGAAGGGUGACGUGUCAGAGACAGUGCGGAUGUUCUUUGAGGAGAGCAAAGCAUUCCCGCCGUCAGCCAAGAGCCUCUUGACCAUCCAGGAAGUGGAGGCGUCGCUGAGCCGCCUCGCCCUGCUCACCAAAGAGGACGAGCAACAGAGCGAGCUGGAGGACAUCACCAAAAAAUGCACCGGCAACGACCUCAAAUGCAUCAUACGUCUCAUCAAGCAUGACCUCAAGAUGAACGCAGGAGCAAAACAUGUCCUGGAUGCCGUGGACCCAAACGCCUAUGAUGCCUUUAAGGCCUCCCGUAACCUGGGAGAUGUAAUCGAGCGGGUGCUGAGGAACCAGGAGGAGGCGUCGAACGGGUCGGGACCCAGGAAACUGUUGACCAUAGAGGCGUCGCUCAUGACCCCGGUUCAGCCCAUGUUGGCGGAGGCGUGCAAGUCCAUCGAGUAUGCUAUGAAAAAAUGCCCCAACGGCAUGUACUCGGAGAUCAAGUACGACGGCGAGCGUGUCCAGGUCCACAAGAACGGCGACAACUUCAGCUACUUCAGCCGCAGCCUCAAGCCCGUGUUGCCACACAAAGUGGCCCACUUCAAGGAAUACAUCCCUCAGGCCUUUCCCGGUGGCCACAGUAUGAUUUUGGACGCCGAGGUGCUGCUCAUCGACACCAACACCAGUAAGCCCCUCCCCUUUGGGACGUUGGGCGUGCACAAGAAAGCCGCCUUUCAAGACGCCAACGUGUGCCUCUUUGUUUUUGACUGCAUCUACUUCAAUGGCACCAGCCUCAUGGAGAGGCCGUUGUGUGAGCGCAGGAAGUUCCUGCACGACAACAUGGUUGUGGUGCCCAACCGCAUCCUCUUCUCUGAGAUGAAGCACGUCACUCGUGCAGGAGACCUGGCUGACAUGAUCACUCGAGUCAUCAGAGAAGGUCUUGAAGGCCUUGUGCUUAAAGAUGUAAAGGGCUCUUAUGAACCAGGCAAGCGCCACUGGCUGAAGGUCAAGAAGGACUAUUUGAACGAGGGCGCCAUGGCCGACACGGCCGACCUGGUGGUUCUGGGGGCCUUCUACGGGAAAGGCUCCAACGGGGGAAUCAUGUCCAGCUUCCUCAUGGGCUGCUUCGACCCGGACUCUAAGAAGUGGUGCACCGUCACCAAGUGCUCGGGGGGCUACGACGACGCCAUGUUGGCUCGCCUCCAGAAAGAGCUGGACGUCAUCAAGAUCAGCAAGGAACCCAGUAAAAUCCCCAGCUGGCUGAAAAUCGUCAAAAACUACUACCCCGAUUUUCUCAUCCGCAAUCCUGAGCAAGCGCCAGUGUGGGAGAUCACAGGCGCCGAGUUCUCCAAGUCGGAGAUGCACACGGCCGACGGCAUCUCCAUUCGCUUCCCCCGCAUGACCCGCAUCCGUGACGACAAGGACUGGAAGAGCGCCACCAACCUGCACCAGCUCAAAGAGCUCUAUCGCAUCUCCAAGGAGAACUGCGACUUCAAAGUGACGGCGGGACCGUCUGGCGAGGACAAGGGCUCCUCGGGCGGGGACAGCGGUGGAAACUCCCCCGCCCCGCCCAAGAAGACAAGUAGCAGCACCCCUGCCAAACGGAAAGUGGUCAAGUCUGAACCAAGCACCCCCGUCGCCAAGAAGGGGAGGAAGAGUGAAAGUGUCCACAGUAACGGACACGCCAAGACCAAGGCAGCACCGCCUCAGAUGCUGGAAGCCAACAGCCACAAGACGCUGUUGGACAUUUUCAGUGGGGUGAAACUUUUCCUGCCUGCCGGCGCAGACGACUUCGACAAGCUGCGGCGUUACUUUGUGGCGUACGACGGCGACCUGGUGGCCGACUACGACGCCGCUUCAGCCACGCACACACUGGCCGAGCCUGAGGCUGACAGCCGGGCGCAGAAGGUGUCGGCGGGGUGGAUCUGGGAGUGCAUCCGCAAGAGGCGCGUGUUGGCCCCCUGCUAGCCACCCCCCACCACCCCUUUUUCCGUCUUUGUGUUCAUCAUCACUGGAUGAUGCCACACCCCCGAUUGAUUGUCGCCAUGGUGACCUAUGAACUGAUUAAAGAAGAGACAAAGGUUAAGGGGUAUAAUGGGGCUGUUUUUAACAAAUCAUGAACACAAUGAACUUUCAGUCUGCUUUUUCAAGGCACCAGUGUCUCGAUCGCAUCACAGACACCAGCAAGAAUAAACCUCAGACUGGACACAUUAUUAGGUACACCACAUCGUUCUCAUGCUCAAUUUUGAUUGACAGUGAAUUCAUUCUUGUCACAUUCUUCAUAGAAUAUGGACACCCAGCCAAAAGUAAUGGCUCCAAUUUUUGGGACUGAAAGAAUAAAUUUGGGCUGUCAAAGGUAACGCGAUAAUGACUCGUUCAUGGAAGUUGCAUUAGAUGAUGCAGGUGAGGUUGAAGACUUACCCAGUGAGGUGGUCCCUGUCAGGGAUCCGUGUGGUCCAGCUUCCUCUUUCCUGACGUUGUGCGCUUGGAGCGACUCCACCACUGAAGAUCAAAGUUGGUGUGGAUGAAACACGGCUGAUGAUAUGAAAGAUACAUUUAGGAAAUAAAAACACGUUUCAAGCAUCAACAUCAGCCUCAUUUUAUACAUAUACUCAUACAAUUAUAUACAUUAUAAUAUUCACAAGACUCAGAAUACAGCACACAUCUUCAUAUAUAUUUUUGGCCAAAUACAUUAUUGAGAUUUUCUUUGCACCAAAAGUGUUUUCUGCAGAAAAUACUUCGCAUUCACAAAUGAGAAAUACAGUGUUUAAGUGUUUGAAGCAUAUAUUACAAACAAGCU